UUGAAGACCAGUAGAGAUGCUGUCGAUGACAAAAAGAAGAAGGCCGGAAAUAAGGUGUUUUCUGCGUCGCAACCCGGUGGCCUAGCGAUCCAAACUCGUAGACCAAUGGUCAACUAUUUUAUUCUUCCCACAUUCAUUCUUCACGUGGUGGGGUUAGCCUGCCUUUGGGCUCUCUGGUACUACCUGCGGUUCACCACCGUCUUUCCAUUCCAUCAUCGCGUUUUCUACUGCCGUGAUGUGGAUCUGUACAAGCCGAACUAUGUACCUGAAGAUUUCAACGUCUACGUUUCUGAUACACUUCUGUACUCUUUAGGAUUUACGUUACCACCACUUGUGAUAUUCAUUGGCGAGGUGAUGUUCUGGCUUUUUUCAACGAAGCCGCGGAAAAUGGUGUAUGCGAACUGCGCCGAAUGCAAAGUGCACCUCUUCACGAGGAGACUUCUGAGAUUCAUCGCCGUAUUUCUGUGCGGUGCACUGGUGACGCAGAUCUUCGUGGAUACGAUUAAGCUGAUGACCGGUUACCAACGUCCGUACUUUCUCUCGUUAUGUAAUGUUUCAAUUAGUGCAUGUACGGCUCCACUCGAGCACUCACCAUCACCAUCUCCGCAUUUGGCCUGCAAUUUCCGAGGAGCGGACGAACUGAGAUACGCCUGGCUCACCUUUCCGUCUCUUCAUGCCGCAUUUUCCAGCUACUCUGCCAUAUUUGCAUCGUCCUACAUCUACUUCAUGAUCAACCUUCGCGGAGCGCCUCUGCUUCGGCCAUUCCUCAUCUUCGGUUUCAUCGGUCUGAGCAUAGUGGACUCAUUUUCGAGAAUCAACGGCUAUAAGAACCAUUGGCGUGAUAUCUGGGUCGGUUGGCUGAUCGGAUUCUUGAUCGCUUUCUUUUUGUGUUACUGUGUGCUAUGCUUCCAAGAAGUCUAUCACAUGGUGAUUGAGAAGACACCCGUUGUAGAAGAACGGGUGUCGCCUUUCUUCUCUUGGUUCCGACUCCCAAGGGUUCAAGCCCCAUCUGUUCGCGAGGAGUAUGUAGUUUACGAAGAAGACGUCCCACAAGCAGAAGCAGGACCACGCCGUCGGAAGGACCAGGAUCGACAAUACGAGGCAUGUUUCUAUUGCGUAUAUGACAACGAACAUAGAAAUGAAAUUUGUCUAAAAUUCCGCAAAGUAGCUUUUCGAGUGAUUUAG
Molecule: messenger RNA, 1185 nt
Organism: Angiostrongylus costaricensis
Lineage: Eukaryota; Metazoa; Nematoda; Chromadorea; Rhabditida; Metastrongylidae
Source: the annotation of a GenBank genome assembly